Molecule: messenger RNA, 570 nt
Organism: Saxophila tyrrhenica
Lineage: Eukaryota; Fungi; Ascomycota; Dothideomycetes; Mycosphaerellales; Extremaceae
Exons: 2
Coding region: 1-570 (189 amino acids)
Source: RefSeq, a predicted model, not a curated record
AUGGGUCCCGCUAAUCGCCCCGAUCCACAGGCUCAGAAGCGAGCGCUCAUCGCCGCCUUGAACGAGCAUCGUGUCAACACCAUUGGAGAACUACGACGAGUAGAGCGUCUCUUCGCGACACUUGGGUCGUCCGACGUCACUCAACCGAUGACUGCUGCUUGGAUGCACUACGUGAACUCGAAUAGCCUUCUCUCCGAGCUCAGAGGCUUAACUCCCAACUACCCAUUCAGGUAUGCCGCUGUCUCCCCCUCAUCUCCGUCAUCUCCGUUGCUCCCACUGAUCAUUGAUCGUGUCCCCAGCUCCGAAUGCCUGGAAGAAGCCAAACGACGAGUGCACCAAGACCCGGCUUCCAACCGCUCCUGGAACUACUGCUGGCUGGUCCUGGCAAAGGUGCAAAACGAACGUCUCAUCCCUACCUUCGCCCGGGUGCAGGCCUCCCGCCCGGAGAUGUGGGGUGGGAGGACUCCGCAGGCGGAGGCGAUUGAGAAGCUCUCGCAGGCGUUUGUGAAUGAGUGGAACACUGCGCUGGCGCAGCUUUUGCGGUACUGGGAGGCGCCUCCGACGCGCUGA